Molecule: messenger RNA, 7258 nt
Organism: Colossoma macropomum (tambaqui)
Lineage: Eukaryota; Metazoa; Chordata; Actinopteri; Characiformes; Serrasalmidae
Gene: scml4
Product: Scm polycomb group protein like 4
Exons: 9
Coding region: 152-1666 (504 amino acids)
Molecular function (GO): protein binding
Source: RefSeq, a predicted model, not a curated record
UAAGUUUAAGAUUGAUGCUGCGUGCGCGCGAGUGUGUCUGUUUGUGUGAACUGAGGAUCGCACGUGCUUGCGCGAGACCAGGCUCGAGCGCGACAAGUUGACGAACCGGAGCAGGACGAAGAGCUCGCGGCUGGUGCUGCUCACCGGCUGGAUGUUAUGGCUGAGAAAUAGGCUGUUUAACACUGUUAAGUGUAAUGUUUGGGCUGGAGCGUGUGUUGCCGAGGGAAUGAGACUGCGUGGCAGGGAUCUGGAGGAUUCCGCCGUCUCCUGGAUACCAAACGUCCUCGGCGUGCAGAGCGUCAGGCUCCGCCUUCGCCUUGAUCGCCGUGACGACAGGGGGAGGAGCCUCUGGCAGUUGGUGGAUCUGGACGAAGAGGCAGCGCCGAAUGGCCAGAGGUUGCGGGACAGGACACCGCCCACCUGUUCACAGAGUCUGAUGAGUAUUCCUGCAACGUCUGGACAGACGGGGGCUGGAGAGAUGCAGUCACCUGCGGCAGUUAGCCCAUCCUUCCUCCCACCCCCAACCGGAAAGGUUCCGGGUCGCAAGAGGGGACGUCCGCCACUCAAAAGGCACCCAGAGUAUCAGAACCACUACCCAGAAUCACUCCCACCUAUCAAAGUGCCAAAGAAGAGAGGGAGAAAACCUGGAUUCAAGCUGAAGUCUCGAUUGGCGAUGACUCCUCUGGCCAUCUCCCCUCCUAGCAGCACUCCAGAACCAGACAUGAGCUCCAUCCCCCAGGAUGCUGCCACUGUUCCACACUCUGCCACACCAGAGGUCCUUACAGUUUGUAUCUACGUAAAUAAGCACGUGAACACGGGUCCUAACUUGGACAGGCAGAAGGUUCUGCAGCUGCCUGAUCACUUAGGUCCAGCCAGGCCCUCUGUGGUGCUGCAGCAGGCAGUACAGGGCUGUAUUGACAGUGCUUACCAGCAAAAAGCGGUUUUCACUCUGCUCACACAAGGCUAUGGAGGAGAAAAGAUAUCAGCUACGUUUGACGGUAAGCAGCACCUGCUGAGUCUGCCGGUGGUGAACAGCGUGGGCUAUGUCCUGCGCUUCCUCAAGAAGCUAUGCCGGAGCCUGCUGUGUGAAAACCUCUUCAGUGACCAGCCCAUCGCACCUUCCUCCUCUCCCUCCUCCUCUUCCUCCUUCCACACCGACAAGCACUCGGACGGUCAGGCCAAGUCGACAGACUCUAUGGUGGAUGAUUACCACACUGAAGAAAUGCAGUCAAAGCGCUACUCUAGUGACCCCAGUGAUAGCACUUUCGGUGCUCUGUCAUCACCGUACACGGCACCUAAAUCCAGCUAUGGGUUUCGCUCUGGUCCCACCUACUCUGGGGGCGUGUGCAGACAGGCAGCCAGUCCCAGCACGUUCCAGGAAGGAAACAGAAGUGCCUAUAGUCCGUCACCGGAGGCAGGUGAGUUGAAGCCUCCCUCCAGUAAAGACCCGUCCCGCUGGAGCGUAGAGGAGGUGGUGUGGUUCAUUAAAGAUGCAGACCCUCAGGCCCUAGGACCCCAUGUAGAGCUCUUCCGAAAACAUGAGAUUGAUGGAGAUGCUCUCCUCUUGCUGAAGAGUGACAUGAUCAUGAAGUAUCUGGGACUUAAACUGGGCCCGGCUCUCAAGCUCUGCUACCACAUCGACAAGUUAAAACAGAACAAGUUCUGAUCUGCCCCUGGUACGCCAUAAGGCCACGCGCAACCACUUACAAGCACGCAUGCAUAUAUCCCCCAUCCCACCCUACUGUACUCCACCCUUCCCCUUAUAUACACAUACAUACAGACACAAAAUCACUUGCUCUCACAUGCACUGAGACAGACUAGUUUACGGCAUCAUCCACUCUAUUUUCAUUUACAGUGCUUUGUGUUUUUCAUAUUGCGGAUUUUUUUAAAACCCUCUCCUUCCUGGUGUGUCACUGCCCAUGGACUUUCAACAGACUCCUGCGGUCAUUUUGCUUACCUUUGGAUGUGUCACUGACCUGGUCAUUACAUUGAGCUUGUUUGAAAUGGAUAAACUGAGUGAUGACCAAGUCACGAAGAGCGCACCCAUCCUGGAAUUACAAAUACAGUCACCCAGAUAAGGAAAAAGGUGCGACUUAGUGACACCUAAGACGGAUGUUGGGACAGUUUACGGUGACGAGUUGUUGUAGACUGCACCCAUGCAAGUGUGGUGUACAUCUCUAUGGUGUAUGCUCAGUUGUGGAUUGUCUAAAGGUGGUGGCCACCUAGUGAUGAAACUGAGGCACUGCAGUUCUCUGCAGACCUGAGACACUGGACUUCAUUUUUUUCUGCAGAGUUUUUUUUCAGAGAGCAGCUACACGAGACAUGAUCACAUCCAGAAUGCGGUGUUUGAGUACAAUCAUAACUGUUCAGAAUUCAGAAAUAACUCAUACAGGGUUACGCUGUUUUCGUCUCAACCAGCAAAAUACAAGAAUCAGUACUUGAGGAUACAACCGUGGACCAAUCCUUCAGAACAAGUUUGGAUAGAAGAUCAGAGUUAGCACCACCAAAUCACACUACAAUACAGUUUCUACAAUAUUCAUGUUUAAUGCAAACCAGCACCCAGAAAAUGCAUGGAUACCAAUGCAGCCGACAAUGCAAACACUGGCACAAUCCAACUUUUAACCCAAUGGACCAAACACAGGUAGAACCACAGUGAGUUUCUUUACCAAAUCCCACUCACACCUGCUUCUAAUACAGGUAUCACUUCAGUCAGGUGCACAUAACGCAGAUAUAGUAGCAACACCAUCUCUACCUGCCUAUGCGUGCACUUUCAAUAUUAAUCCAUGGGGUAUUCGAAAGAGGUUUUUGUUCACAAAAAUAUCCUUCACAAAGCAUUAUGGCAAAACUUAAGAUGUUUUACUAAUAUCUGAAUGCUUCUAUUCAAUAUUAUACCAGAGUACAUUAUUAAUGUAUUGUUUUUGAGAUGUGCGUGGUGGCUACAUCCAGGUAAGAUUUAUGAUUCCCAAAAUCUGCAGUACCUUAUACAUAUAAACAUUGUACAGACUAUUUCUGGUCUUACUGAAGGCCAUUUAUAUGUCAAUUAAAUGAAUUAAUUAUUUUGGCACACAGGAGAUGUACAUAAUAAAGGAAACUCCACAUUAAAUACUCAAACUCAUUUGCCAUUUUAUCAGAAACACGUAACCAUACAGGUGCACGUUUACAAUUACUGUAACACAGUAGCCCAUCUGUUGACUUACCACCCCCCUCUACCUCGUCCUUCAAAGUAAACGGACCACCACAGGACCAUCACUGACUGCUGUGUUGAGAAUGGUCCAUCACGCAAAUAGCAUCUGGUCUGUGGUGUGCCUAUGGUGGUCCUUUUCCAUUGAAGGACAAUGUGGAAGGAAACACCACAUGAAAUAUUCUUACUCAUUGGCCGAUAUAUCAGAAACACCAUAUAGGUGUGCUCUGCAGGUUUAAGUUUGCCAACUGUUACGCAAGCCAGACUUCACUCAUUGGUGGAUGAAUAGAGGGGGGGCUGAUAAACUGUACAUCAACUGAUGGAUGACAGUCAGUAAUUUUAAACCUAUAAAGUGCACUUUUGUGGUGUUUAUGAUGAGAUGGCCAGUGAGUAUGAGCAGUUCAUGUGGCGUUUCUGUUAUUUUGGACACCCACUGUAUUUUCAAACAGUACAUUUGUGUGAAGGGUGACAAUUUGUGCGUGAACAGAAUCAACAGAAGGCAACUAUAAGCUGCCUGAGCUUCAGACAUUUUCUUUUGUUUUUUUAGCAUUUUUCAGUAUGGAGCAGGUUUACAACCUAAUGGUGGCUCAAACCUAAUGUAAAGCAUCUCAGUCUGCAUUCUUUUGUAAAUACAAUCAUUUAAAUGAUGACAAGCCACAGGUGACUAUUUGCUAAAUCACAGUGCAUUUGUCAAAUCAGCAGUGUCACAGAACAAAAAGGUGCAAGAGGAAAAGGAAUAAAUCAUGUACAACAAGCUUUUUGCCUAAAACAUGUAAUCAGCUCUCUGCUAAGCUUCACUGUAGUACGUUGCGCUGCGGCUAAAACUAAAGCUGCGCUGUCUCACUUGUACAGAAUCAUCUGCAGCUUUGCAUAGGAGAGGCUCUCUCUGUCUGUGCUGUUUCUUUCAGUGAGACAUGCCUCAUGCAGGCAAAAGAAAAUGCCUAAGUACUGUACAUCAUAUUGUAAUUAAAGACGCUGUUUAAAUAAGCCCUUCACUGUCAGCUGCCACUUCACUGGGAUUAGUAUGCCAAACUGCCUAUGGUUGUUCAGAUUUGUAGUUCAGUUCUUUGGGAAAGGCCUUCAGCUUUUUACAUGUAAUACCUUCUGUAGAGGUCAGUAGGUGAGCGUAAUGUGCCUGGCACUAGAAAGAUUUAGAAAAGGCAAAAAAGAUGUAUUGAAUGCCUAAGUGUAUAACUCAAAGCAUAGAGGUGCUGUUUUAAUAACUUAUUAAUUGUAAUAUCCACCCUUAUUUUUAUUUCCACACUUUGCAUAGCCCUUGCAUAGUAAGUAGCAUUGCACCUGUUUUAGACCUGUAAGUGCAUUCUGCCUUGCCUGAGUCUGGUGUAACGAAAAUAGUUGACAUAUUAAGCUUAAACCCGCAUGCUGUGUACAUACGACCACACUUGCAUAAAAACGCUGAUGCUCGCCUGUGCAGUGGUGCGGCCAAACAUGCUGGCUGGAGAGGAACAUGUUAUCCUGUGGAAGGAACUUAAUCACUUGGUUAACUUCUUUAGGUGCUCCUUACAUUCUGAAUGCCGACCACUAAGAAAAAGGCUGUACAAUAAAUUCAGUAGUACAAAGGAAACAGGAAUACAUUUCUGAACCUGUAGUCUUGUACACAAGGUAAAUUAUUUCUGCUCAGUGGUUGAUGUGGGUGUUGGCUUGUUGAGGUAACACUGAGAACCGAGGAAUAUCUUUUUCAACUUCAGCUAUAAUGGUUAGCCUAGCCUAGCCACACUCCUUCAGACUCAUGUUUCUAUAGUACUGUGGAAUUAUGGUUUGCACACUGUCAACUUUUAACUUUAUAAUUCUACAUGUGAGAAGUUGACGGUCCAGGAAUCUCAUGACUGCUUUUGACAGCAUCAACUAGAGGUGGGCAAUAUGGCCAAAGUAUAAUAAUGAUAAUCAAAGACAUUUUCAAUGUAUGCAGCAGUAAAUUUAAUUAUACAGGACUUACUAUGCUUUCUUUGUAAUAAAACCUGCAGUUGGUCUGUGUCUAUUAAGUACUGACAAUAUCCACAAUAUGCUCAGAAAAGCAUAUUGUGAAGUCAUUUAUCACGAUGAUAGAAUAUCGUCAUAUUGCCCACCCCUAGUGUCAACUACUUUCGUUACACUGGCACCAUUUUUUUUUUCUUGAUAGCCUUCACUUGAACACCAUAGGGCUGUCCUAACAGGUUCAUAACCAGUCCUGCAGUCCUGCUGUUGAUUAUGUAUGGCACUGCAGAGGGUGGAAUGUUUUGUUGUAAACAAAUCUGAAGGUUUGAAUCUGGUUAGCACUGUUUGCUAUGUCAGACGUAUUAGCGGGGUGUUAAAGGAGCUAAAAACAAUAUCUACUUUAUACAGUUUUCCCCAAAUGUAGUCAGUUGUCCAAGAAUUAAUAUCUGUAAACUAGGGUUGGGACCACUGAUUGAUUAACUGAUUGUUGAUUAUUGAUAUGGGACGAUUAAUGGAAUUUAUCUUUUUUUUUCCCAUUUUGUAUUCUUGAGCACUGUAUGCACAGAUCCCUUUUCUGAAACUCCAGUUCUGGUUUUACUUUUAUUUACACGCACAGCUGUGGGAUGUCCUGCACAUCACGGUGUUACUAUGUGUCAUGCUGGCAUGGUGCCAUAUUUACGGUAAUGCAAAAAUUUGUCUGCCCCUGGUCAAACAUUUUUUGUUGAUUUUCUAAAUAAAAGUUACACAUCCUGUUCUGCACUUCUUAAUAUACAGUUACUUUUUAUUAGCUGAUUUUAACAUACUGGGGAAAAAAAACAUAAAAUAUGGCCUUUGUACAUUUGAUGCUGUAGGUUUUAUUUUUUCUAAUAUGUUAAACUCAGCAAAUAAAUAGAAAUGGUGCUCUAAAAUGUUUAGGAAAAUGCCAUACCAGGUGGUAUUCAAACAUUUGCAUACAACUAUACGUAAAACAGCAUAAGAAGCAGUAUUUUUGUGGUAGUUUUACUUUAAUAUGUAGUCGUCGUGAAACUUUUUAAUACUACGUUGGUGUUUUUGCCUUUAAUGCACAAAAAACGUCCAAUGUCCAAGUCCAGUGUGCGUAGUUGACAUUGAGAAUGUGAAGACAAAGGGAACAAAGAAAUGCAUUCAUUGAGUAGUUAUGGUGACUUAAAGAUGUGGGCACUGGGUAACAGUCCAUUCUGCUAAACAAGUCACAAACAGCACGGUUAGAUCCACCAACAGUGUUAAUGUUUACGCUUUCAAAACUUAUAAAAUUCUGUGGAAAAAAGGCCUUAAGGCUUUGUCAACUCACUGGCACAAAUACAGCCAUCCUGGAUGUGCUGAAUAAGUACCUGCAAAAAGCCUGUGACUUAAAAUUAUAAAAACACUAUGUAUUAAUAAUUUUGUCCCAAUUUUUAUUGAUUUUUCAUAUUGCUUGUUAUCCCAAUCCUCCUAUAAAUAUGGACAAAAGUAGAGGCAAACUUCAGGCUUUUUACAGUGACAUACCUUUUUUUUAUAGAUAGCAAAGAGAAAACACAUUCUUGCCCCGUAGCUCCUGUGUAAGAUUAAAAAAACAAGGUUUGGACACAGAACGUCUUGGACGAUCGACUACAUUUGGGCUAAAUUGUGUAAAUGUGAGUUUUACCAAACUGUUCCUUUAAAGGAUUCUUACUUCGUUACUGCAGCCCUGGAGAAUGUUUCUCUCCUCUUUUGUGUCCGUUUUGUACUUUGGCCUCCGUGCCACGUCACUUUGGUGUCAUUUUUGAUAUAAUGCAUAAUGCAAGUGUAUGUUUAUGAAUGCUGCUCUUGCUGACAGUCUCACCCAGUGCUGUUCUUCAGAAUACAAGACAACCGUUCAUAUAUUAAAGGAGGUUUUAUGAAGAGGCUUUCGUGUCAAUACAAGACUUGGGGGACUGUAACACGGACCAUUCAUGUUGGUGCUAAAAUAUGACUGUAUUUAAUGAUUACUAAUUUUAUUCAUUUGAUUUUCAUUUUCUUAUGUUCAGUUCAUUGAUUUCAACGGUGUGGCUUCAGUGUUGUGAAAUAUUGUGAACACAGACAGGCUGUGGUCUGUCCGUUUGUGAGAUAUACAGUAUACAAAACAUUACAAAAGCAUCUGAAUAAAGCAUUAAUGAGCACUCAGUA